AGACCAAAAUUAGAAAUUGAGGAGAUGUCUUCAGAAGAGGCCAUGAGUGUGGUGGGGAGUGAGGUGAUGCCCCUGGAUUACGGGAGCAUGGACUCGGAGAGCAAUCCGUCUCCAACUAGUUCGGAGAGGAUAGUGGAGGAUAUAAGGGGGCGAAGGGUAGUAGUGGUAGAAGAGGAAGAAGAUGAAAUCCCUUCAAACAUUUUGGAGGCUGGAGGUGGUGUAGAUGGGUGUUAUGACCUAGAUUUAGAGGUAGUGUCUGAGGUGAGGGGGUAUGUGAGUGAGUUAGGUAGUAGGGAUAGUCUGAGGGGCCUCGUGAGUAACUGUAACCUUCCUCACCACGUCUUACUUAGGCCUGCCGGGGUGAAUGAGAGGGCAUGCUCAGCACCCCGAGACCAUUGGAUGCCCCUCUACGUCCAUUAUUUGAUGGCAGGACUUAGAGUUCGGGAGGUGGGCGUCCCGACAGUAAACAUGUUUAAACAUUUUUUUAUAAUUAAGGCUGGGGGUAAGGGGGAGAAGGGGUGGUACUACUUCGGUCCUCGGUCGUCCAGCAAAGAUAAUAGGAAUUUAUUCACUGCUGGACCGUCAUCCAUCAAAGGAUGGAAAGAAAAAUUCUUCUUUGUGGAUGACACCGAGUGGAGCAGGAGGGAUGCCGAAGUGGAACAGUUGUCUGCUUGGAAAGCAAAGAAAACCAAGCAGAACAACUAUAAGUUGAACGAGGAUGAGGUGGAGGAGGUGGAGAAGCUGGUGAGGGAAGAUGGAGACGUAAUGGAUAUCUUGUACCUCACCAGUCCUAAGGCAAUAGAGGCUGUUGAGCUCUAUGGGCCAAGCUCAUUGAGCGAAGCUGAGAUGGAUGAAUUUAUCAAUGCUGCUGGAGGGCUGCGCAUCCCCAAGAAGCCAAGGAAGAAGUCAAAGACUUCGACUACGGUAGACAAAGGGGCAGCAGAGAAAGAGCGCCUGCCCAGCACUUCUGCUCAAGUUCUGGAGAUACAGCAGAGACCAGAGCCUGCAAAGGGGGAUAAUGAGGAUGUGAGUGAGGAGGUGGCACCACUCCAGAGGAAGAAGAGGAAGAUGGCUGAACCAGAGGUGACGGGGGAUGAGGUGACUGAGUUCGUGCCUCACCCCUCUACUCCUGAAAUCAAUCCUGAGGUUAGGGAGAGGGAAGGGGCCGAGGUGCGAGGCCCUGGUAGGGGCAAGGAGCUCAUCCCUCCUCAUUUGUACGAGAAGAGUUUGUUUGAGGCGGCGAACACGAUUGGGGCGAGGCACUUCCUCAACUGUACUCUCCCUGAGGUGGAUAGGAGGCGGGCGAGGGAUGAGGCAGUGAGUCGGCUAGGAGCUACUGUGGUGAGGCAUGCCUUGGAGGAGUACGCGGAGAGCAUGAGAGAUCGUGCCAGCUUGCAGAGGCAGUGCGAGCAGCUGCAGAAGGAGAGGGAGGAGCUACAAAAGGAGAAGGAGGAGUGGCAGAAGGAAAGGAGGGAGAUGCAGAGGAGGCUGGAUGAGGUUCUUCCUUCAGUUACCGAACUCCAGAACGACAAUGAUGUCCUGAGCACGAAACUUGUUCUCGAAGAACGCAAGAGGAAGAUCUGCGAAGACAAGCUCGAGGCUCAGGAUAAAUAUAUUGAGAACAUGAAGAAAGAAGCAGCGGAGUUGAAGAAGAAUGUGAACCUGCUGAAGGUGAAGGCUCAGUAUUCGAAGGUGGACGUGACAACGGUUACUUUUGGGGAGCAGGAAGAAGGGGUGGAGGAAGAUAGUGAGAGCCUCUCUGCUGACUUCCGACCUCAGAUUACGCUAAGGUGGGAGCGUGAUGCAGAGGGGCGCACCAUUUUUCCUCCAGCCUUUGAUGCUGAGUUGGUGGUCGUGGAGGAAGAAGAAGAAGAAGGAGUGUAAGGCGCUGGAGUUGAGGAAGUGCAGCCUCCCGAGGUGCAUCCAGUCUCCUCUGACGAGGUGCAGCAGUUGGCCCCUCCUGAAGCAGAAGUGCCGCCCCUGCCUACUGGAGAUGAGCCACCCCUACCACCUCUUCUUGUUGAGGAGUAGCCUCCUUCCUCAACAGAUUAGCUUAGGAAUUUUUGCUUUAUUUUUGUAAAAACAUUUUUUGUAAUUUGAUGUUUGAUUUAUUGUAUAAAAGUUUUGAUUUUUA
Molecule: messenger RNA, 2134 nt
Organism: Rubroshorea leprosula
Lineage: Eukaryota; Viridiplantae; Streptophyta; Magnoliopsida; Malvales; Dipterocarpaceae
Source: the annotation of a GenBank genome assembly